GAUUCCAAGGAUCGGCCCAUAUGUUAAAGAUAACAACUGUACUACAACCAGAUGCUGAGUCUAAAAGGCACUUCGCUUCUGAUCCUGUAAUAAAUCAGCUUAUAAAUGGAGCAACUAGUGAUAACAUAAACAUCAAGUCAAUAAAGAAAAGGAAGACAGACGUUUUCUUAAAUGAAGUGUAUAAGAAAAGUGUUAGUAAUAAGAUUAAGCAAAAGAAUAAGAAAAAGAAAUUAUUGCAUGAAUUAGUUAUCCAGAACUCAUCUUCUGUAAUGAAGGACAAAAAAUUUCAAUUAUAUAAAGUGGAGAAUAUUGUACAGAAUGUGUUUAAUUUUACAACCACUUCGACAUCUAAGAAAAAUCAUAUAACUGAAAUUUUUAUAACGGCCUAUCAUAAAAAAUCUGAUACCAAAAUAUAUUGUAUAAUCUAGCUUACUUAAUACAAGAAGCAUGGAAUGUGAAAGAUGAAG
Molecule: messenger RNA, 467 nt
Organism: Rhizophagus irregularis DAOM 181602=DAOM 197198
Lineage: Eukaryota; Fungi; Glomeromycota; Glomeromycetes; Glomerales; Glomeraceae
Source: RefSeq, a predicted model, not a curated record